Microtus ochrogaster (prairie vole) is the source of this 4134-nucleotide messenger RNA. It is a transcript of the gene Hs6st3, whose product is annotated as heparan sulfate 6-O-sulfotransferase 3. Gene Ontology annotation, molecular function: heparan sulfate 6-sulfotransferase activity. NCBI's taxonomy places the organism in Eukaryota, Metazoa, Chordata, Mammalia, Rodentia, Cricetidae. Gene Ontology annotation, cellular component: membrane. The record is from RefSeq and is a predicted model, not a curated record.
AGUCCCUGAAACUUCCGAGCAGGCGCCCAAUCGCGCCUCUGCCGCCGCCGCCACCGCCACCUCACCUGCCGGCUUAGGAGCGGGACCAUGGAUGAAAGGUUCAACAAGUGGCUGCUGACGCCGGUGCUCACUCUCCUCUUCGUGGUCAUCAUGUACCAGUACGUGUCCCCUUCCUGCACCAGCUCCUGCACCAACUUCGGGGAGCAGCCCCGUGUCGGGGAGGCCCGCUCGCCAGCCGCUCCGAGUCCUGCUCGACGGGCCCAGGCGCCCCCCGAUGAGUGGGAGCGGCGGCCCCAGCUGCCUCCACCACCCCGGGGACCCCCUGAGGGGCCUCAAGGGGUCGCGUCUCCAGAGGAUGAGGAUGAGGAUCCCGGGGACCCGGGGGAAGAAGAGGAGGAAGAGGAGGAGGAGCCCGAUCCCGAGGCGCCCGAAAACGGCUCCCUGCCCCGGUUCGUGCCGCGCUUCAACUUUACCCUGAAGGACCUGACCCGCUUCGUGGACUUCAACAUCAAAGGGCGCGACGUGAUAGUGUUUCUACACAUCCAGAAGACGGGGGGCACCACGUUCGGCCGGCACCUGGUGAAGAAUAUUCGCCUGGAGCAGCCGUGCAGCUGCAAAGCUGGCCAGAAAAAGUGCACCUGCCACCGGCCGGGAAAGAAGGAGACCUGGCUCUUCUCCCGCUUCUCCACCGGCUGGAGCUGCGGGCUGCACGCCGACUGGACCGAGCUCACCAACUGCGUGCCGGCCAUCAUGGAGAAGAAGGAUUGUCCCCGCAACCAUAGCCACACCAGGAACUUCUACUACAUCACCAUGUUGCGGGACCCUGUGUCGCGUUACCUGAGCGAGUGGAAACACGUCCAGAGAGGGGCCACAUGGAAAACCUCUCUCCAUAUGUGUGACGGAAGGAGCCCCACCCCGGAUGAGCUGCCUACCUGCUACCCAGGGGAUGACUGGUCUGGGGUCAGCUUGCGGGAGUUCAUGGAUUGCAGCUACAAUUUAGCCAACAACCGGCAGGUGCGCAUGCUCGCUGACCUCAGCCUGGUGGGCUGCUACAACUUGACUUUCAUGAACGAGAGCGAGAGAAGUGCCAUCCUGCUGCAGAGCGCAAAGAACAACCUGAAGAACAUGGCCUUCUUCGGGCUCACUGAAUUCCAAAGGAAGACACAGUUUCUCUUUGAGAGGACAUUCAAUCUGAAGUUCAUCUCCCCUUUCACACAGUUCAACAUCACACGGGCUUCCAAUGUGGACAUCAACGAGGGAGCCCGUCAGCAUAUCGAGGAGUUGAACUUCCUGGACAUGCAGCUCUAUGAAUAUGCAAAAGAUCUCUUCCAGCAACGCUACCAUCACACCAAACAGCUAGAACACCAGAGGGACCGCCAAAAGCGGCGUGAGGAGCGCAGGCUGCAGCGAGAACACGGAGCGCAUCGGUGGUCCAAAGAGGAUGGGGCCACAGAGGGGACGGUCACUGAGGACUACAACAGCCAGGUGGUUAGAUGGUGACCCUCUGCCUGCUCCUUUUUCAUGACGGGGAGACAAGCAGGCACCUUGUCCUUCUGUUAGAUUCCAUUGAAGAAACCGGGUCAUGCUGAGGACCCCUGGCUAUGUGUGACUUAAUUCGGAUGUCUGCUUCCUCUUCUUCUUCUUCAAUCCAACUGGAAACUUGCCAUCUUGUUUAUUAUUUUUUCUUUUUCUAGACUUUUUCUGAUCACUGAUAUAUUUGGGGUGGAAAUGUAUCCAAAAGGCCACUUUAAGUUGUCAGAAGCGAGGGAGGCCUCAGAAAUGAGACAGUGUGUAGGAUCUUUGUCAGUCACAUGGGUCAUUUGGGAAUCUGGAACCCACAGUAGUACACAGAAAACCAAAGCCAUGGCUUGGAUUCUCUUCCGAAUGCAUCAUGACGCACCCAAUAGAACAUUGCUCUGUUUAGAGAUAGAAAGACGCUCUCCCCUUAAAUGACCCUUCUCAUUCAGUUUUGAAUUUGGGAGCUGUUAAGACAAGGGUUAAAUCAUGAAUGAUGUGGUUUGUCUCUGCAGACGUUUUUAAACAAAAUUACUAUAUUACUGACCACAGCUAGGGACUCCUAGCCUACAAACUCCAACAUCAGAGCCCUAAACCCUCGGUCUACUCUGUCUUUUAGGGGAUAGGGAAAGAACAGAAUGUUGGCUUGGUUAUGGCCCUGAGAAAUAAACACUGGUAGGACAUUUUGGGGAGGGGGGCACACUUAUUUAUUAAUGACUACGGAGAUUGCACUUUACUGGUGUUAAUCCCUCAGGCAAAGAAUGAACAAAAAAUUAAGAGAGUGUGGGCAAAGAAACCAGGAGAAAACCUCCAUUAAACUGGCUGUAGAGCCUUAGCUGUUACGUUGAAAGAACAUCAGAUUCGUGCCUUUGGGGAGCAGGCACCUUCUCCGUCAGGUUCAAAUUCUGCUGUUACAAAGGAAAGAUGUUUUCAAAACCCUUGACUUAAACAACAGGAGCUGAACCAACGAGGACAUACACUCCAUUCCAGGUCAAUGCGUGAGAGGCGCCAGGAGACACAGCGUGGUGUCCAUGAGACAGUUAGACCAGGAGUUCAGAGGGAUCCUGCCCCUGACAUUUCCAGUGUCUUUAAACCACUCCCUUCCCAUGUGAUCCUUGCCUGUUCUGUGACUACAACCAGAGAACCAAACUACAGUGCACAAACUGGACCAAAAAAUAAGCUGCCUUUCCCUAGGUUCCUCGGUUUGGCCCUUCCCAAGCCCCAACAACAGUCUCUUCUGUGGGAAGGGAUGGGAAGGAGGGAGUAGAAAGCUCUGCCUCCCUCCAGUACAGUGGAAGGUCAGAGUGGGUGGAGAGUUUUACAAGGAGCUGUUAAGAUCAGUCCUUUAAAGCAGCUGAAGGCCAAAAGCUCUAGACCCAGGAAUCAGGCUGCAAAGCCUCUUUCACUGAUGCCCUGCAUGCUUGAUGUUUAAGCCAGAUUUACGUCAGUCACUUCUCAGCCUUAGAAAGUCCUUUCUUGGACUGAAAGGCCACCCUCUCCCAGUGUUUGUGGGUUGUCUGCUGCAAGGGAGCCUAGCGUCUUUUGUAGAUUCCCAUAGAGAAGUGGCUUUGAGGUUUCUCUCGCUGCGGUUGGCAUCAUUGGAUGGCCUUCCUGUAACAUGCGUGUUCUAAGGAAAUCCCCACGCUGUGCUUACUAGUGAGCUGAGAGGUGGCUGACUUCUUCAGCAGCCAUUGAUGUUGAGUUACACACAAUAGUAAAUUUAAAGUGAACAAUUAGCGCUGGCUUUUUAGUUGGGAGAGAUGAGGUAGAGCUGUGUCUCCUUAGGAUGAUUUGCUCCAGAGGAGGCAGGAAAAAGGGGAAGGGCAGGAAUGGAUGAGAAUAUAUCAUUUGUUAAGAUUUCCUGUCCUGCCAGGAAUGGAAACCUGAAAACUGUGCCUCUGCCGUCAGCUGUGGCGCACGUAUAUAUUUGUGAAACACACACCUCGGGACAUUUUCAAAAAUCGGAAACCAUUUGAAAAACUAGAAAGCAGUAGAUUUAUUCUUUAAACUCACUUUACAUUUUUGUUAAGGAAUCUUCGGAGGCAGGCUCUGCUCCCUCCAUAUUGUUCCUCCGGAACUUUAGAGUUCAUAUCAAAAGGCUUUCUGCCACCUCACUGCUGAGUGUAGCCCGCAUGGCCCUCCCCUCCCUGGAGAGCAGACAACAGGAUGAUGUGAGGAGGAGAAACCACCUCUGUGUUGGCCCCAGGCCAGUGCUAAGUAAACCGGAGAGACUAGCAUGGCCUUCCUUGCUCGGUUAGCUCCCUUAGGAAGCACUGCAGUUGUCCAUGUCCCCAGGACACGGAGAAAUGGGGUGGAGCUGAUUCUCUGAAAACUGGCUGCACAGCUCCACACUGGCUGACGCUGCAGGAAGAGAUGACAGAGGCAGGCACAGGAAGCUAGGGACACCUGGCAGCUCGUCAGCCACAUCAACUCCAACUCCAUAGAGGAAAAACAACCCCUAGGUAAUUCCACUUCUUGUGGGCUCCUCCAAUUCCCAGGCAGGUUCUUCUCCCUUCUCUUGUCAGUAGCAGCACAAGCCAGUGAAAUGGAACAUAUAUGAUGCUUGUGUCUGUGUGUGUGUCACUAUGUGUGUAUGUGUAUGUGUUUGUGUGUCUCUGU